Molecule: messenger RNA, 5912 nt
Organism: Mus musculus (house mouse)
Lineage: Eukaryota; Metazoa; Chordata; Mammalia; Rodentia; Muridae
Gene: Has3
Product: hyaluronan synthase 3
Exons: 4
Coding region: 174-1838 (554 amino acids)
Biological process (GO): hyaluronan biosynthetic process; positive regulation of hyaluranon cable assembly; positive regulation of DNA-templated transcription
Cellular component (GO): Golgi apparatus; cytoplasmic vesicle; plasma membrane
Molecular function (GO): identical protein binding; hyaluronan synthase activity
Source: RefSeq, marked validated
AAAGCUCAGCUUGUCAUAAUAGUUAACACCUUCUUUGACCAGCCUCCUUUUAUUUGACAAUUUUUCUUUUCUGUCCCUCUCUGUUGCCACCGGGAAGGUUUUUAGGGAGUCCCCUCACAUAGCGAGCCGCCCCUUGGCGUUCAGAAGAUUUUCUGGGGUAGCCCGUUUGCAGGAUGCCGGUGCAGCUGACUACAGCCCUGCGUGUGGUGGGCACCAGUCUGUUUGCCCUGGUAGUGCUGGGAGGCAUCCUGGCGGCCUAUGUGACAGGCUACCAGUUUAUCCACACAGAAAAGCACUACCUGUCCUUUGGCCUCUACGGUGCCAUCCUGGGUCUACAUCUGCUCAUCCAGAGCCUGUUUGCCUUCCUGGAGCACCGUCGAAUGCGCAGGGCAGGGCGCCCCCUCAAGCUGCACUGCUCCCAGAGGCCGCGUUCAGUGGCACUCUGCAUUGCUGCCUACCAAGAGGACCCCGAAUACCUGCGCAAGUGCCUUCGCUCAGCUCAGCGCAUUGCCUUUCCAAACCUCAAGGUGGUCAUGGUAGUGGAUGGCAAUCGCCAGGAAGAUACCUACAUGUUGGACAUCUUCCAUGAGGUGCUGGGUGGCACUGAGCAAGCUGGCUUCUUUGUGUGGCGUAGCAAUUUCCAUGAGGCGGGUGAAGGAGAGACAGAGGCCAGCCUGCAGGAAGGCAUGGAGCGUGUGCGAGCUGUGGUGUGGGCCAGCACCUUCUCAUGCAUCAUGCAGAAGUGGGGGGGCAAGCGUGAGGUCAUGUACACUGCCUUCAAGGCCCUUGGCAACUCAGUGGACUACAUCCAGGUGUGUGACUCUGACACUGUGCUGGACCCAGCCUGCACCAUUGAGAUGCUUCGAGUCUUGGAAGAAGAUCCCCAAGUAGGAGGUGUUGGAGGAGAUGUCCAAAUCCUCAACAAGUAUGAUUCAUGGAUCUCCUUCCUGAGCAGUGUGAGGUACUGGAUGGCUUUCAACGUGGAGCGGGCCUGCCAGUCCUACUUUGGCUGUGUGCAAUGUAUUAGUGGGCCUUUGGGCAUGUACCGCAACAGCCUCCUUCAGCAGUUCCUGGAGGAUUGGUACCAUCAGAAGUUCCUAGGCAGCAAGUGCAGCUUUGGGGAUGAUCGGCACCUUACCAACCGAGUCCUGAGUCUUGGCUACCGGACUAAGUAUACAGCACGCUCUAAGUGCCUCACAGAGACCCCCACUAGGUACCUUCGAUGGCUCAAUCAGCAAACCCGCUGGAGCAAGUCUUACUUUCGGGAAUGGCUCUACAAUUCUCUGUGGUUCCAUAAGCACCACCUCUGGAUGACCUAUGAAUCAGUGGUCACAGGUUUCUUCCCAUUCUUCCUCAUUGCUACAGUCAUACAACUUUUCUACCGUGGCCGCAUCUGGAACAUUCUCCUCUUCCUGCUAACAGUGCAGCUGGUGGGCAUUAUCAAGGCUACCUAUGCCUGCUUCCUUCGAGGCAAUGCAGAGAUGAUCUUCAUGUCCCUCUACUCCCUUCUCUAUAUGUCCAGCCUCUUGCCAGCCAAGAUCUUUGCUAUUGCUACCAUCAACAAGUCUGGCUGGGGCACUUCUGGCAGGAAAACCAUUGUCGUGAACUUCAUUGGCCUAAUCCCCGUGUCCAUCUGGGUGGCAGUUCUUCUAGGGGGGUUAGCCUACACAGCUUAUUGCCAGGACCUGUUCAGUGAGACCGAGCUAGCCUUCCUAGUCUCUGGGGCCAUCCUGUAUGGCUGCUACUGGGUGGCCCUCCUCAUGCUGUAUCUGGCCAUUAUUGCCCGGAGGUGUGGGAAGAAGCCAGAACAGUAUAGCCUGGCUUUUGCGGAGGUGUGAUAUAACCUCCAAGUAAAGUGGGAAAUGUGCAAUGGGUAAGGGAGGGAAUGGAAAAGAUGGGGUGGGAGGGAGGAGGGUGUGUUGUGUUCUAGUUUCAUGGCUGAAAGGACCGAUCUGAAACGCAAAGAAUAGUGACUGUGGUAUGGCCUGGGUAGCUCUGCUCAGCAGAAGCAUGGCAUUGGGCAGAUGGGCUUGUAUGUUUCUAGGCUGCUCAUCUGCCUGCCCUUGCACAGGUAGUGAACUCUUUGAAAUGAUUUUACUUCUUCCUGGGAACUAUUGAGAACCCAGAAGUGUGCUAAAAUAAGUGCUAAAUUCCAUCCUAUGUCAACUUCUGGUACAGAAACAAGCAAUGACAGCUCAUAGAAUAUAUCCUCCUAGCCCAGCUGAACAUGACAAGGAGUUCCUGUCAAGUGUUACUGUCCCAUACCGGCUACUGUCCCAUUUCCCUAACCUCCGAUUAGCCAUCAAUGCGUUAAGACUGUGCCUGAGAUAAUGAGGCUGGGAAGCCUGACCUUUGGUCAAAAAACAGGGUCUAAGAAAUGGUGCUUUAUGUAAUUAAUAUAUUCCACUCCACACCAAAACAUCCCAGGGAUGAGCCAAGUCACCAGAAGUAAGGAAUGAGUCUGGUGGGGAUUUUAUCUGUUUUGGGUGCACAGUACAAAGCAAAGUCUGCAAUGCACCAAACAAAAGCCGCCCAGUUGUUCUGCUGCACAUUUGUCAUCCCAGCACUUAGAAGCAGAAAGAGAUGAGAGGGUCAGGGUUAGGCUAGACUACAUGAGAUCCUGACUGUCUCAUACAAAAAUGGUUUGACGGGAGGAUCAAAGAUUGCGUUGGUGCUAAAAACCAUGGAUGCCUUGGAGUGAAUGUGUUCCAACUGAAAACUGCUUGGUCUUUUACAAAAUUCCCCAAGUUGUCAAGAGAACUUGCUGGGCAGACUGGAUGUUUUAGCCAUCUACCGGGAAGACUCAACCCCAGUGGAUUCAGAUAAGAAGUCUUUAGUUAUUCUAGCUCAUUCCUACCUGAAUGCCUCUCACAUAUGGCUCUCAUCCUGCUUGCUAUUUCAAUCUCUUCAGAGCCGCGCAUGUCGCUUAGUUGUUGUUUUCUGGUGGGGAGAGCAGCAGUUACCUCUUCAUUUUCAUGGGUAAAUUCCCAUGUGACCAUGGUAGAGAAUAGACGCUUACAAGGCUUUCAAGGCUGUUCCCUACAUGCAUGGACGUAACAACAGCCUCUGGCCACACUGUUCAUCGUCCAGGACUGGUCAGGACUUCGGCAGCUGGUUAGUUAGCAUCUGUAACUUUCUCGACAAUCAUUCCCAAAGGAAAGCUUUCUGGAGUUGCCCAAAUGAACCUUCAGAUCCAUGUUGGUCAUCUUUGAGAGCAUCCAUUCUCAGUGGCUUCUCCAAGGAAUUCUACGGCUAGAAUAGUAGAUGCACCUCCAUUUGCUGCUUCAGUCCAGAAACCAAAGUAGGAGCUGGAACCGGUCCAACAGUCUUCAGUCCUCUUACAGCCCUCACUGGCUGCCGAUUUCCUUGUUUCUCUUGAGGAACGAGGAGAAGCUUUUACACUCUUUUGAAGUCAAGACCAGAUUGCUUUGGCAUUGAAGCGUGGGCUCGUGACUAAGCCUUUGACUUUGUGGGCUACUUACAAUUUCCCUGAACAUUUGUUCUCUGAGGGACCAGCUAACCCUCAGAAGCAACUGGGUUGGAGAGCAGUGUACAUAGGUGCUUCCUACAAAAGAAUGAAGUGCACUCCAAACCACCAAUGGGCCAUCCCUUGUAUUUCCCUUCCUCGUAUGAACAAAAGGGGUUUUCCAGGUGUAGCUAACAGUUGCCACAGCACACAAACCUCAAGUUGCUAGGAAAACUGCUGGCUGGUGUGAGGCCCAACUCAUGGUGGCUGAGGAGCAGCAGCCGUUUGUGACAGGCAGUUGCUCUGGGGCCUUCUGUUAAGAAGUGAACUAUUUGAGCACUACAGUGGAGACAAUCCAGUCAACUUCGGGGCUCAGACUAAGGGCUUGUUUUUCUUCAGCUUUUACUUGAAGGUUACAGGACAAUGGACUCUGGAUGAAAACUGGUUGUCUACCGUCAGCUCUCUGCCUUGCACUGUGGUCAACUCUCCUCAGAUUAAAGAUGCAGGUACAGUAGUGAGCUUACAACAUUUGACCUCGACUGGAUUUCCUAAUUUAUUUUAUAAGCAGCAAAACUAAACUGGGUCUACAGCUAUAUCCCUGUUUCUUGCAAGGGAAGAGCCUUUAUACAAUUAGACUCAUUUUGGUUUUCCUCAUUGACAAUUUCAGCCUCUUUUGUAUUAUUUCUACAAUAAUUUGUAUAUAUUUUUUCCUGCUUUUUUAUUAAAUAAGGAGGGAACUUUAUUUAACAUUAAGGGUGGGAGGGAAUCAGAAAGGAGGAUAAUAUUCAUAUCAUGCUCUUGGCACAGCCACUGAGCACAAUGCACAGGCCUCGUGACUCUUAAGCAAAGUCACAGUGUACAGGUGUGCAGCUGGAGCUCAUCUUCUUCAGCUAAGCUUUUAUCCGCGGUUCUACCUUCACCUUGCCUAUGACCUGCAAAGUCCAGGAGGUGCCCCUGUUCCUCCAGGUUGCCAGACAGGUCAUAGGAACACCUCAGAAAGUGUAGAACUCUACCAGGACCCUUCUCAGAAUGAUCCUUCUCUGCUUCACAAUCUCUGCCAUCUUUCUCACCAUUCCUACAAGCUGUAGUCAGUGCAGGUGCCACAGCCAAUGUCCCCUCAACCAUCCCCCCAACCCCCCCAGCCUUUACAGCUUCCUCUCUGCCUUGUCCUUCUACAACUCUGGGCCUCUUGAAAGCAAAGCCCCCCCCCCCCCCCCCGUUGUCAUUCUCUUUGCUGAUGUCCAUGUUCUCACUCCAGCAUCAACUAGUGGGGAUUCAAGCUGAGGACCACGGCUCUGCCUUUUCCAGGACCACCUCUGCACUCUGGGUAGUGGUGCUGAGCUUUGCCCAGCAGUAUGAAACCUAAGUCCCUCUCUUGAAUCUAAUGCUCAGGAGGUCGUAUCUCAUCUUCUGGCACCACCACCUCAAGAGUGAGAUACUUAGAGGUGAGCUGAAGCCCUGCUGAACUUGUAGUUGCAGGAUGACCCAGCUCUCAGCCAAUUCUCAUUCAUGAGGCCACUGGUGGUCACCCUAGUUCUAUGGAAGGUGUCUAGCCAGUUCCUCCAGUUCCCAUCUUAUUUAGCUUUUGCUGUGCCGAGGCCACCUGCACAAGGCAGCUGUUAGGGCACAGCUCUUGGCCAGCUUCUUAUGCACCGGGUUCACAUUCACCAGCAGUGCAUUCUCCUCUUCUUGCAAUACUCCUUUUGUCCUUAAAGGUGAAGGUCAGUCUCUCCUUUGUAUUAAUGACAUACUUCUCAGUGAGGCCCUACAGGUCUCAAGCGCCAUGCAUCAGUGUGCUGAUGCCUAACUUCUGGUCUAUCUCCUCCAACAGCUUAGUCCUCUUCUCUGCCAAGACCUUCUGUAGCUCUUCAUUAUCCCAGCUGUGGUGUUCCCAGGGCUGGGGUCAUUCUCCUCUAACUUCUGAGUCAGGAGUACUGUCCCUGUGGCUCUUCUUGAAAGGCCAUGGGAGCUAAAGUUGGAUAUUACAAACCCGUCUUUCUUAAUAGUGACUUUCAAGAGUUUCAACAUCAAUUUGGCUGUAACUGACUGUUUCAAAGAGCAUCUCCUACUUUGUAGCUGCCCAGAAUACUGUGCAGUGCCAUUAGAGACCUGAGUUUCUGUCACCCCGUAGCCCCACCUGUUGUCCACUGUAGGUGCCAUUCCGGUGCUGUUUUUUGUACUCCAAAUGUUGCUGUGGCAGCUUGAUGACUCCUUAAAACUAAGUUGGCCUCACUGGGCUGCCACCAAGUCCUGACACAAAAUGCAGACAAUUUUGGGUGACAAGGCAGCCGCUAUCCUGUUGCUGGCAACCAUGAGCAGCUGCUCCUGGCUCCAUUGUUUUCGUUGCCCUUGGAGACUGGCUUUUUUUGUUGUUUAUCAGGUCAAGAAUUUUUUUUUAUUGCACUUAUCAAAAUAAAAAUUCUUACAUAACUCUGGCGUGUCCAUU